Molecule: messenger RNA, 873 nt
Organism: Penicillium waksmanii
Lineage: Eukaryota; Fungi; Ascomycota; Eurotiomycetes; Eurotiales; Aspergillaceae
Product: NAD-dependent epimerase/dehydratase family protein
Exons: 1
Coding region: 1-873 (290 amino acids)
Source: RefSeq, a predicted model, not a curated record
AUGACACCUAAGAAUGUGCUCGUGUCUGGCGCCAAUGGCUAUAUCGGUAACGCCGUCGCGCGUGCUUUUGCACGAGCCGGCUGGGUCAGCUACGGAUUAGUCCGUUCCGAGCGGGCGGCAACUUCGCUAGCUGCGGAAGAAAUCCUGCCAGUCAUCGGCAGCAUUGAUGAUCCCGCCUCGCAUGAAAUCAUUGGUCAGAACCUCCCACCUACGUUGCAUGCGAUUGUUUCCACCACCGAGAACAUAGUAGAUUAUGUCCCACAUUAUGAUAACACGAUCAAGCUGCUACGAUUCCUGGCCAUCUCAAGCACGGCACAUGGUGUUCGUCCGCUUGUUAUCUUCUCCUCGGGGUGCAAGGACUACGGCGUCGGCCCGCACUAUGACGGGGAGCCGGGCCUGGCACCUCACACCGAAGAAAGCCCUCUCAAUGCACCCCCACUUCUUGCAAACCGAGCCAACUACUCGAAGAAGAUUCUGGACCACAAGGAUGUCUUUUCGCCCAUCCUGGUGCGUCCGACCAACGUGUUUGGCCGAACCGCCAGCUACUACCGGGGCUUUUUCGAGGUCGCUGGUCUCACCUCUGGAUCAAAGCAGCCCCUGACCAUUCAUGUUCCUCCGAAUUCUAUCUGCCAUGCCAUUCACGUUGAUGACUGUGGCGAUGCCUAUGUCGCGAUCGCGGGUCACCCCCGCCGAGAGGAAGUUGAGGGACAAGUCUUCAACAUCUCUGCACGCCGGUAUGAGACGGUCGAUGAAAUCGGGAAAGCUCUGCUGGCUGAAUACCACAUCCUGGCUGGGCUGGAGUAUGUGCAUCCAGACCAGCUGACCUUACAGGAGAAUCCGUGGCCCGUUGCUUUGAUUGAUUUCCCUCAGUAG